Messenger RNA from Ictalurus furcatus (blue catfish), 2076 nucleotides. Its product is annotated as T-box transcription factor TBX6-like. The record is from RefSeq and is a predicted model, not a curated record. NCBI's taxonomy places the organism in Eukaryota, Metazoa, Chordata, Actinopteri, Siluriformes, Ictaluridae. The coding region runs from base 1 to 2076 and encodes 691 amino acids. The transcript is spliced from 5 exons. Gene Ontology annotation, biological process: positive regulation of DNA-templated transcription. Gene Ontology annotation, molecular function: DNA-binding transcription factor activity.
AUGCACAGUUGGAUAACUGAACUGAAGAUCAAUUCCAAUCCCUUUGCCAAAGGUUUCAGGGAGAAUGGCAUGAACAGCAAGAAACAAAGAGAUGCAAGGCAAAAGAGGAAAUUAAACCAACCCAACCAAGACGAACCUUUAGACAUAGAAUCAUGUGACCCAUGUGAUUCCACCGAGGUGUUACCACAGCCCAUGGGACUGGAAAGCACCACUCUGUCUCUGUCUGAUUCAGGCUUCUGUUCUGAUGUGCCAUCUUUACCCGAGCAGACAGUACAGCAGCAUAGCUCUGGUCAAGUAUUUCUGAGUUCCCAGAUGAACCAGAUGCCUGAUAUUUCAGAGAUUCCAAAUUCCGUAGAGAACCAACCUCAGUCGACCUCAAAUAAUGAGGUGAACAAUGGAUUACUUGAUGGGUCUAGCCAGAUGAUAGGUCUUUCCUCAUACACCACAUUUGCAGCUCCUUCAAUUACACCCUCAACUCAUCUAUCAGUGCCUCUAUCACAGCCUACAUCCCUCUAUUCAUCUUUGUCCUCCACUCAGAUUGAUCUACCAUCCUCUCAUUCCAAUCCAACAUCUGUGCAAGAUUAUUCUUCCAUAGUUUCAUCUCACUAUCCUACCUUGGAAUCCUCUUCUCCAAUCACCUCUUCCUCUACCUCUCCCCAAGAUUCUACACAUACCUCCAUCUGUCACUCAUCCUCUUCUCCACAAUUGCCUUCUUCCUCCUACCACUCCAUUCUUCCAUCGCAAGAAAACCUAAGCCCUCACACACCUACAAACCCACACUUCCAUUCUCUUCCUCAACCUCCUUGCCAGUCCAUCAACAGUUGUGCUCCUGGUCUUUCUGUUGACACAGCUCAGAGCCAGGCUAUUGGUGGUUUGGCUUCCUCCAAUUCUACCCCCUCUGAUGUCCAAGAGUCCACGCCAACUGCCUUCCCCUUUCCACCAGUUCAAUCCUCCAACAAUCCAGAUUCCACUACUCCCCCAUCCCAAAUCUUAUCCCAAACUGCCUUUCCAUUUCCUCCAGUGGCACAUGCAAAUGGACAUCCAGAUCCAAAUCAAAUCCCAACAACUUUCCCCUUUAAUUCUAUCCCGGAAUCCACCUCCACUCCUCUAAAUACCCCAUCAGAUCAGGAUAGCAACACCACUGCGUUUCCUUUCCCACCGCAGGCUGGCAAUACAAAUUCUUCAACCUCUUUGCCUGUACAAACCCUUGCAUCUUACUCUUUCCUAUCAUCUGCAACUUCUCAUAUGAAUCCUUCAUCGUACCAAAACCCGACAAAUUCAGCAACUGGAUCCUUCACUCAAAUGUCCUCCAAUUCUAUAAAUGGAGCCCGUUCACAAGUCUUUUCCAACCCCACAGUCAAUCAAAUCCCUGCAUCGUCUCUCUCUUCUCUGCCUGCAUCUCUGCCCACACAUGUCAUCCCUGGGUCCAUUUCUAACUCAACUCAAACCUCUCACAUAUCUUAUCCCUUACCCACUUCCAUCCCAUCUCGUCCCUCUCCUCUCCAGAAUGUAGCAGUGCCAACUAUUGGGUCUUCUCAGGUUGUCCAAGCUCUUCCAAAUAUAGCCCAGGUCCAUCCAACUAUGCCUCAGUCAUUCUCAACCUCCACUUUUCCUCAUAUCCCUCCCCAGUGUGCAAACUCUUCUCAAAUCCCACCACAGUCCUUUGCUCCUAUGACAGCUUCUACAGCUGCACUUCUUCCACAUUCAGCCUUACAAAACCACUCCAUCCCACCAGGAUCAACCCAUACACAGUACCCUGCCUCUUCCACUGCAUAUCCUCCAGUAGCUCCAUCAGAGAUAGGGUCCUUUUCUCAGCUCAAUCCAACUGCCCCCUACCUUCCUGAUAUGGUACUGCACUCUUCCCUUCUCCCUUCAUUAGAUAAUACCCUGCCCUCUUCUGCUACUUCGCUCUAUAACCCAUUUCCUUCGUAUCCUCUCCGCCUGUGUCAGGACCCCAGAUCCUCCUUUCAUUUACAGCUCAGACACAUUUACAGGCAGCCCCAACAUGUACAUGCUAACAGCCAGGGGUCCUACUUAGACCAGGGGUCCUACUUAGGAGGAAGGCCUGCAUUUUGA